Molecule: messenger RNA, 2402 nt
Organism: Nomia melanderi (Alkali bee)
Lineage: Eukaryota; Metazoa; Arthropoda; Insecta; Hymenoptera; Halictidae
Product: ankyrin repeat and SOCS box protein 16
Molecular function (GO): protein binding
Source: RefSeq, a predicted model, not a curated record
AGACCGCUUGGCGAAAACAUUCUUUUCAACGAAUGCAACCAACCGUGUUUCUUUCGACUGCGCACGGGUCUUUCGCGUUGGCGGAGACGAUAAAUUGGCGUGCGCGCUAUUUUCCGGCGAGGGUAGAGGAUUCCGGGGAAAGAUGACGAAUUCCGUGUGAUCGUGACACGGCGGACCGCAGCGGCUCGCGUCUACGCAACCCACGAGAACAACCUACGACAACCCCACGCGGCGCGAGAAGAGACGCGUUUGAAAUUUCGGGAUCCAUGGCGCAUCGCGCGUGCUCGUUUGCCGGCCGAUCGUCGCGGUGAAAAGAAUAGAACGGGGCGGAGCGGUUGCAACGACGACGCGAUGAAACGAGCGCGCGUCGGGACCGUUAGGCGAUCGAGGCGAUUCCGAAGAGGUCGCGGUGGAAAGCGAGCGUCCCGAGUAAAAGCUACGCCGCGGGCAACGCGGAGUCGCGUUUCCGAUCUUGACGCGAACAAAAGUGCGCGCAAACCUGGUUGCUUCGAAAGCUCCGCGAACCGAAAAUUUUGCGCAGUUGUCGCAAGCGAGUGAUUCGACGCGCACGCUCUCGCGCGUUCCCUUUGUGUUAUUUUCGGGCGGAAUCACCGUUCGAAGCUUUAAAUAGGACCGACUUUCCGACCGAGAAGACAGUUUGUAACGCAACCGGUUCUAUAUGCUGGAGCAUCGCAGAUUAUUUGCUAUGCCUACCGAAUGCGUCGCGAGUCCGCUGCAACGGGAACUAGCCGAUUCCAUAAUACGUUUGCAACCGCUCGACGAAAUUCGAAUUCUCCUGGCAUGCGGGGCAAAGGCGAACGAGGCCGUCACUCAGGGUUUGAGGCCGUUGCAUUACGCGGUGUGGCAGAGGUACACGGAAGCGGCUCAGUUGUUGCUGGUGCGCGGCGCGGACAUCGACGCGACCGACGAAUGCGGAUACUCGGCGCUGCAUCUCGCAGCCGAGCACGGCUACGUGGAUCUGGUCAAGCUGUUGCUCGACCACGGCGCCAAGAUCGACCACCGACCGGACACCGGAGAGCUCUUCCCGAGGACCACCAUGUGCGACGAACCGCUGCGUCUCGCGCUGAAAAAUCGGCACGUCCAAGUGGCGAGGAUUUUGCUGGAGGCCGGCGCGAACCCGAACAAGCGAUACUUCUUCGGAUCGGAGAUCAAUCUGGUUUCGCCGUUGGACCUGCAAUGCAUGGAACUGCUGCUGGCUUUCGGGGCGCAGCCGAACACGAGGGACCGCGCGGGACUGACGCCGCUGAUGAAGGCCGCGAGGCUACCGCAGGGUAUCACCUCGGUGCUGCUCCUGCUGAGCUACGGCGCAGACGUGAAUUCGAUGGCGGACGCGAGGCACGAUUACCGGACGGUUCUGCACUACGCGAUUCUCGGCGGGGAUCCAACGGUGAUCGAUCUGCUCCUGAAGCAAGGAGCUCGGCUCGAUCUCGGGCCCGAGUAUCAGAAGCCCACGGCUCUCGAUUUGGCCAUCCUGAAGGGGGACCCCUCGAUCGUCCAAAUGCUGUUGCAAUCGGGUGCUGACGUGAACGCGACUUCGCCGAUCAUCGGUUCCCCGCUGCACGUCGCUUGCGCGGACAACAUUCCAAACCGGCUGGAGAUCCUGUCGAUGCUGCUGGAACGGGGCGCGGACCCGAACCUGGUGAUACGCAGCGACGAGGGGCCGGCGCUGCGCCCGGUCCUCGCGGAGUAUGUGGCCUCGAACGAGAACCCGUCGGUGCAGGUGGUCGCCCUUCUGCUCAAGUACGGGGCGCGAGUCGUCAUCAAGACGCAGUUCCGCGACCCGCACGGAAUACUCAACUCCCUGCAGAACACCGCGGACAAGCCGCGGCUGCUCAAGGCGUUGCUGGAAGCUGCGGAAAGCUUCGACCCCUGCAUGAUCCGUAGGUCGAGCAGCCUGACGGACGCGCAGAAAGCCAUGGUCAUGGAGGCGGCCAGAACUCCGUUGCCUCUCACCCAUCAAGCUAGGUUGAUAGUUCGAAAGUUGUGCGGCACCAAAUUACCCAAAAUCGUUCGCAAGCUUCAGCUCCCACAGUCGCUGCAUCGUUAUCUCCUGUACGAUUUCCAUUAGACUCGUGCCACGAGGUCUCGCGGAAUGGGAAACACCAACUGCAACGAGGCACGAGAACGGGCAGAAAGUGGCUGGCGCACAGUGUCCGUGCUCUCGUGGGCCGUGGAUCCAGACGACUACGAUCAAACUUCCUACAAUAAUAUGCCGUUUGUUACGUUACCGUCCAUAUUUUUACUCGUCUCGUUUAGAUCGACGGUUCUUUCUACGCGCGUGCAUCUCUAUCGAGCACGCGCUUUUUGUAUUUCUACCAAGUAUACGCCUGUACGUGUACGUAUGCGAAAUAAACGGGGGAUAUAUCAUGUUACACAUCGAA